Molecule: messenger RNA, 390 nt
Organism: Pocillopora meandrina
Lineage: Eukaryota; Metazoa; Cnidaria; Anthozoa; Scleractinia; Pocilloporidae
Source: the annotation of a GenBank genome assembly
AUGUACGUAACACUCCUUAUAACUUUCUUGGUGAUUACUUUAACAAACGGAGAAAGUCGAUUGACAACAUCCCACUACAAAGCCGUUAACUUUGCCAGAGAAAUAAAAGGAGGACGGCUUUAUGGAAGUGUUAUCAAGGAAAUUGAAGUGGAUUCUGAGAGUUCUUGUCGACUACAUUGUGUGGAAGAAAGUUCAUGUCGGUCAUACAACUUUGGACCCGGUGAAAACAAGAAGAUGUUUAAAUGUCAACUAAGUGACUCCGAUCGCUUUGCUAGCUUCAAGAAUUUCACCGCAGACAACACAUUUCUCUACCGAGGAGUGAAGGUAAGAAAUUUUAGAUAUAACUUUUCUAAAAUGGAGCAGGUAAGCAUUAUAUUGCCUAUAGAAUAA